Messenger RNA from Magnolia sinica, 1706 nucleotides. RefSeq lists its product as uncharacterized. Gene Ontology annotation, molecular function: 2-(3-amino-3-carboxypropyl)histidine synthase activity. The coding region runs from base 117 to 1502 and encodes 461 amino acids. Lineage: Eukaryota; Viridiplantae; Streptophyta; Magnoliopsida; Magnoliales; Magnoliaceae. The transcript has a single exon. Gene Ontology annotation, biological process: protein histidyl modification to diphthamide. The record is from RefSeq and is a predicted model, not a curated record.
UCUCGGGUCUCGAACCCCACCCCGUGAAAUUCAGACCCGAAAAUCUCACAGCCCACACCUCUCCGUUACUUUCCUUGAAUAGGAAAACCCUAGAAUUCUCCUUUCCUACCCAAAAAAUGGAAGAGGAAAAACCCUCAAAUCUUCCAAUCCCCACCCAACAAAACCCUAGAAAAACGCCCAAACGCUUCUUCAAGACCCAAAUCCCCGAUUCCAUCACGUCUAACCCCGCCCUCAAUGCCGCUCUCUCCCUCCUCCCUCCCAACUACAAUUUCGAGGUGCACAAAUCUAUCUGGCGCAUCUCGGCAUCCGGCGCCAAGCGCGUCGCUCUCCAAUUCCCCGAGGGCCUCCUCAUGUAUUCUCUCGUCCUCUGCGACAUCUUUGAGACCUUUGCCGGCGUCAACGAGUGCUUCGUUCUCGGGGACGUCACGUAUGGCGCGUGCUGUGUCGACGACUUCUCCGCCUCCGCACUCGACGCCGACCUCCUUAUCCACUACGGCCACAGCUGCCUGGUCCCGAUCGAUGCUGUGAAGAUCCCGUCCCUGUAUGUCUUCGUCGAGAUUGGGAUUGAUGUCGGCCACCUCGUCGAUACGGUCAAGCUGAAUUUCGGUCCGGGGAAGGAGAGGAUCGCACUGGCGGGCACUAUUCAGUUCUCGACUGCAAUCCGGGCCGCAAAGUUAGCAUUGUCAGAUGCGGGGUUUGAGGCUAUUGUUCCACAGUCGAAGCCACUGUCAGCUGGGGAGGUUCUCGGUUGCACGUCGCCUACAAUUCCGAAGAACAGUGUCGAUGCGGUUGUUUUUGUUGCCGAUGGGAGAUUCCAUCUCGAAGCGUUUAUGAUUGCCAACCCGGGAAUCAAAGCUUUUCGGUAUGACCCGUAUCUUAAAGUCUUGUUCUUGGAGGAGUAUGAUCAUGCAGGGAUGAAGGAAGCUCGGAAGAAUGCAAUUUUGAAGGCGAGGAAUGCGGGUCGGUGGGGGAUUGUGCUCGGGACUCUUGGACGGCAGGGGAACCCCAGGAUUCUUGACCGGUUGCAGAAACAGAUGGCAGAGAGGGGCUUUGUUUGGACGGUUGUGUUGAUGUCGGAGAUUUCACCAGCUAGGAUUUCACUGUUUGGAGACUCUGUUGAUGCCUGGAUACAGAUUGCAUGCCCUCGGCUUUCGAUUGAUUGGGGAGAUGCUUUUAGGAAGCCCCUGCUGACACCAUUCGAGGCGGAGAUUGCACUUGGGCUCAUUCGGGGUUGGUGGGAGAAAGGGACAGAGGUUAAAGUGUCGGUAAAUUCAAAAUGUGGAGAUGGUGGAAAGGUAGAUGGUCUGGAUUGCAAGCAAGAAUCCUGCUCUAACUGUAACUGUGUUGAGGAAAGCAAUGCGGAUGGGGAGACAAAUGGCCAGGAUUAUCCUAUGGACUAUUAUGCUCAAGGUGGAGGGGAAUGGAACUGCUCUUAUUCGAAGAAGCCGUUACCUCCACAUAGAAAGCCUCGGAUUCAUAGUGGUAAUGGGAACAUCUCUUAGCUACUUCUCACAUGCUUAUAUUGAAAUUGCACUCCUUUCCAAUAUUAUUAUCUUGUUUUGGAGUGGACGAAAUUUCUCUUAGGUUGUGUCAGACAUAGCUGUAAAUGUUAACUUGAUAAAGGCUUCCCGAAGUGAAGGGAAUUUUGUAUGUGGUUGCUUAGUCAGUGAAGAAAUAGAAAAUGCUUUAAAUUUUGAGGUACUCAA